AUGUUGCUUUGUUUACUCCAGAUACACUUUAUCCUGCUGUUCAGUCGGCAGGGGAGAUUAAGGCUUCAGAAAUGGUACACGACGCUACCUGAUAAAGAGAAGAAAAAGAUCAUUCGGGAAAUUGUUCAGAUUAUUUUGUCUCGCAAUCAAAAAACGAGUAGUUUUGUUGACUGGAAAGACCUCAAGCUUGUUUACAAAAGGUACGCUAGUUUGUAUUUCUGCUGUGCAACAGAAGACCAGGAUAACGAGCUCCUGACACUAGAGGUCGUUCAUCGAUACGUAGAGCUUCUGGACAGAUACUUUGGAAACGUGUGCGAGCUGGAUAUUAUCUUCAACUUUGAAAAAGCUUAUUUCAUUCUCGAUGAGUUUAUAAUUGGUGGAGAAGUACAAGAAACUUCAAAGAGGUCUGUGGUGAAAGCCAUAGAAGACUCUGACAUGUUGCAGGAGACAGUGGAAGAGUACAUGAGCAAGCCUGCAUUUUAAUGUUAAAACUACCUGGAGCAAGAGCUGCUGUAUGCACCUGGAAAAUGCACUUCCUGAAAUUGCUUCCUGGUGUGCCAGAUCCUCAGAGAAAUACCCAAACCCCGUAACUUCUUUGUAUAAUGGUGAAGAUGAAGGUCAGCUAAUGUAGCAGAGGGUUUAACAAUUCUGUACGUGCGUUACUCUGCAUCGACGUUUCUCAGGGUUGUUAUUGCCCUUAAUCUAGUUUCUCUUCUCCUUGCUGGACUGAACACUUGUUUUGUAU
Molecule: messenger RNA, 745 nt
Organism: Apaloderma vittatum (bar-tailed trogon)
Lineage: Eukaryota; Metazoa; Chordata; Aves; Trogoniformes; Trogonidae
Gene: AP1S3
Product: adaptor-related protein complex 1, sigma 3 subunit
Exons: 5
Coding region: 1-483 (160 amino acids)
Biological process (GO): intracellular protein transport; vesicle-mediated transport
Cellular component (GO): membrane coat; intracellular membrane-bounded organelle; AP-1 adaptor complex
Molecular function (GO): clathrin-cargo adaptor activity
Source: RefSeq, a predicted model, not a curated record